Coccinella septempunctata (seven-spotted ladybird) is the source of this 2958-nucleotide messenger RNA. RefSeq names its product exosome component 10 (gene Rrp6). Gene Ontology annotation, cellular component: nuclear exosome (RNase complex); nucleolus. The transcript has a single exon. The record is from RefSeq and is a predicted model, not a curated record. Gene Ontology annotation, molecular function: nucleotide binding; 3'-5'-RNA exonuclease activity; nucleic acid binding. Bases 111 to 2846 code for a protein of 911 amino acids. Gene Ontology annotation, biological process: nuclear polyadenylation-dependent antisense transcript catabolic process; histone mRNA catabolic process; exonucleolytic trimming to generate mature 3'-end of 5.8S rRNA from tricistronic rRNA transcript (SSU-rRNA, 5.8S rRNA, LSU-rRNA). NCBI's taxonomy places the organism in Eukaryota, Metazoa, Arthropoda, Insecta, Coleoptera, Coccinellidae.
UGUGAUUUUGAGGUUAAGUAUUCAAGAACUGUCCAAGAAUGUGUUUUUAAAAAUUUUUUAAAGAAAAUUAUAUAUCAAUAUAUCCUCUAAUCUAUUGAUUCGAAAUCAAAAUGGAUGUGAAAGAUACCGACUCAAACAUAGAAGACAGUGUGAAGGAUGGUGAAGUGCUUGGUGUACCUAGCUUUUCAAAUAUGGAAAAUUUUACCAAGGAAGGAUUUAAUAUUAUCAAGGAAUCAAUAAAAAGUGCCAAUGAACUUCCAUUGAGUGAUUUCGACUUUUUUGAAUUGCAAAAACCAUUCAAGAACAUCAUGACUGCUGAAUCAAACCGCCUUUUAACAAUGAUGAAUUGCAUUCUCAAAACUUAUGGAGUAAAAGGAAACUUCAAAACUAGCAGCUUAGAUUUUAGGGCAGAUCUUCUAGUUGAAACUAAUGACACAAUUUUGGAAAGAGUAGCUGACUGUAUCGAUGAAAUGAAUGGUAUCAAAAAAUUCGCCAUUGAUACAACGAAGGCUGAAAAAUCUACCAUAUCAAUUAACGGAUCAUGGAAUAGAGUGAACAAUCCAAAGUUUUCAGCGAAUUUGGCUGCUACAAAUCAUGUUGAUAAUCCGAGCUCUGUAUUGAAACUACUAAGUGGGAAAGAUAUCAAAAAGCCACAAGAAUCUUUCACUGACAAAAUUGAUAAUAGUAAUGAUUAUCCUUGGGAGCCUAGAAUUAAAGAGAAGCCAAACUCCCUCAAACCUUUGGCUAUAUUUUUAGAAGAAACAGAGGCAGGAGAAGAAUUCUCACAUCCAUAUGAAGUGGAACUGGAAAAAUUUUGUGUACCUGAAGAACAACUUGCAGUAGAUGAAGAAGAACCUGUAUUUCCUAAACCAUUAGAAGAAACAAAUUUUGUUGAAGUAGAUACAGAGGAAAAGCUCAAUGAACUCCUGGAAGAUUUAAGAAAGUAUAAAAUGAUUGCUAUUGAUUUGGAACAUCACUCAUACAGGACCUUUAUGGGUAUAACAUGUUUAAUGCAAAUCUCUACAGGUGAUACAGACUACAUAAUUGAUACAUUGAUCUUACGCAACAAGUUAUAUAUUCUCAAUGAAAUUUUCACUAAACCCAGUAUCCUAAAAAUAUUUCAUGGUGCUGAUUCGGAUAUUUUGUGGUUACAAAGAGAUUUAUCCCUCUACAUAGUAAACAUGUUUGAUACUUAUCAAGCCUCAAAAGUAUUGGGCUAUUCAAGUCUUUCCCUUGCUUAUCUGCUAGAAAGAUUCUGUAACUUCACCCCCAAUAAACACUUUCAAAUGGCAGAUUGGAGAAUGCGACCACUACCAGAAGCUUUAAAAAGAUAUGCAAGAGAUGACACACACUAUCUCAUUUAUAUAUAUAAAGUAAUGAAAAUUGAACUUUUUAAAAAGUCAGGUAAUAAUAAUAAACUUUUGUGUAUUGUUUACGAUAGAAGUUUAGAAACUUGCAAAAAAAGGUACUUUAAACCAAGAUGCACAGAAAAUAGUUAUCUAGAUUUUUAUGGAUCAUGUAAAAGAAUGUUUGAUAAAAGACAAAUGUAUGCUCUCAAAGAGCUGUAUAAUUGGAGAGAUCAGAUUGCUAGGAAGGAAGAUGAAAGCUUGGGUUAUGUUUUACCUAAUCAUAUGUUACUUCAAAUAGCUGAAACAUUACCAAGAGAAAUACAAGGUAUUUUAGCUUGUUGCAAUCCUGUACCUCCGUUAGUGAGAUCGAACUUGUCAGAACUUCAUCAGUACAUACUUAAAGCAAGAGAUAUUUCUGUUGAUCAACCUAUAUUAUUAGAAGAUACAAGAGCAAGAGGUACAAUGAUAGAGAAACAGAAAUUUGAUUUAGAUAAUCCAUUCUUUUCUCCAUUUGAUUCAUCUAAGAAAUGCACUGUGGAAAGCAUUCCUGUUUUACUAGAAGAUGAAGAGUAUAAUAUAGCAAAUAUACUCGAUAAUGAAGAAUCCCUGGAGAAAUCUGAGCCCAUAUUUUCUAUAGUCAAAGAAGGAAAUUACUCAAUUGAAAAACCACCUAGGAAGUAUAGAAGCUUGAUUCCAUUUGAAAGAUACAGCUGUGUGAAAGUAUUCUUAGAAGAGGAGGAAAAACAGAGAGCAGCAGAACUGAAAAAUGAGGAAAAUGAAAUGAACACAGUUGAUACAAAGCCUAAUAUCCCUGAAAUUAUUGAAAUUGAAGAGGAUGUUGAGAAAAUAUAUGAAAACUUGGAUCUUCUCACCGAAGACAAUAAAACAGAGGAAGAAAGAUUAUCUCUGCUCAGUAAUCACUUCAGUUUGCUCUCGCAUAAAACAAAGGAAGAUGUAGAAACAGAAAAAAGACUUGAAGAACGAUUAUAUCAAAAAGCAUCUUCUAUGAUAACCGAAAGAGUGGAAAGUCUCGCAGAAACUGGAGGAAGCAGAAAAAGACGAAGAGAGGAAAGUGAGGAAGAGGUAUCGGAUAACGAAGGUUUAGAGCAAAAAUUCUUAAGCCCCACGCCGGUUAAAUCAGAAAAUACUGGAGCUCCGAAGAAGAGUAAAAAACAAAAAAAAAGACUUAAUAAACAAACUUUCCAGAGGAAAGAUAAUGGUACGCCUGACUGGGCAAGGGACAGGGGUAAUAAAAGGAAAUCUGGAGAAGGGACAAGUUCUGAUUCCAAAAAGAGUAGAUUCAGUACGCCUCAAAAAAAUAACACUUCUCAGAAUAAAAGAUGCAACAGACAAAUAGAACCUUUUGAUUACUCAUCAGUUGAUUUCAGGCAGUUUCAAGGGGGUGCUGGUGAAGUAAAUGAAGGAAAAACUAUCAGAACAAAAUUCAGAACUAAGCGAAGCAAUAAACCAAGUAAUAGAGGAAAAAGGCACCAGUGAAUCCCACUCGUAGAUAUCUACGAUCCCACUGUUACUUGUUUAUACUCAAAUAUUUGUUAAAUAUCAUAUUCGAGUUGUAAAUACAUAUCUUGUUUUCUAUUGCCUCCUUGAA